UCUAACAGGCAGGGAUUUUGGUGAAAUGAAAGUGGAAGCAAAGAGCCUGCCGGGUCUACAUCAGGAGUGUACUUCAGGUCCGGCUUAGAGGAGACUAAAGCCUGUCAGAAGGUACAAGCAAGAGUUUAGUCACUGGACACUGCCACUUUGUGCCCAGCUCUGAAGCCUCAGCUCUUGCCGCCCGGACCUCAGGCCCAUGUCAGUGACCCAUGAUGCCACCCUCCGUGGCCUUCGGGAGGAGCAGGCCAGACUAAAGAGGAGGCUGCAGGAGCUGCAGCAGCGGAGGAGGGAACUCAAGGGCUUCUCCCAUCCGGAGGACCAGGUCCCAUUCCCAGUGCCCUUGGUCCCCAUGGUGUUCCGAGGACACACUCAGCAGGGCACAGAAGUGCCCAAGUCUUCAGUUUCCAAACUGCGGAUCCGCUACCCUCUGCCUGGAGGCUCUGCUUUGGUCACCUUCGAUGACCCCAAGGUGGCCCAGAGGGUGCUACGACAAAAGGAGCAUAAGAUCGACAUCGAUGAGUGCCGGCUGCGGGUGCAAGUCCAGUCCUUGGAGCUGCCCAUGGUGACCACCAUGCAGGUGUCCAGACACAUAAGCAGGAGGAGUGUGCUGGUCACUGGGUUUCCUGCAGGGCUCGGGCUGAGUGAGGAGGUGCUGCUGGACAAGCUGGAGAUCUUCUUUGGCAAGACCAGCAACGGGGGUGGCGAUGUGGAGAGUCGGAAGCUGCUGCCAGGGGGUGCCGUGCUGGGUUUCACUAAGAAUGCAGUGGCCCAGCACCUGUGCCAGACUGGCCAGUUUACAGUGCCACUGGGCACAAAAAGCUUCCGUUUGAGAAUCUCUCCCUUCCUAAGUGGGGAGAUCCAGAAGGCGGAGAUCGUGUUCCGGCCAGUGGCCCAGUCAGUGCUGGUGCUCAACAUUCCUGACAUACUGGACGGCCCGGAGCUGCAGGACAUCCUGGAGGUCUACUUCCAGAAGCCCUCCCAUGGAGGUGGGGAGGUGGAGGCCCUGACAGCCGUGCCCCCGGGCCAGCGGGGCCUGGUGGUCUUCACCAGCACGGCGGGCUAAGAGCCUGCCCUUCUCAUCCCCUCACCUGCACCCCUGCCAAGCCUCUCGAACCAGGCUGGAGGUGGGUGCACAGGUGUGAGAGAGGGCGCCAUCAACAGCGGCUGGGAUUAUGGCUUGUGAAAUGCGUCCCAAGAACAAUAAAAGUGGUGUGACCAUC
Molecule: messenger RNA, 1220 nt
Organism: Hyaena hyaena (striped hyena)
Lineage: Eukaryota; Metazoa; Chordata; Mammalia; Carnivora; Hyaenidae
Gene: IFI35
Product: interferon induced protein 35
Exons: 7
Coding region: 197-1063 (288 amino acids)
Cellular component (GO): nucleus
Source: RefSeq, a predicted model, not a curated record